Molecule: messenger RNA, 2352 nt
Organism: Thermochaetoides thermophila DSM 1495
Lineage: Eukaryota; Fungi; Ascomycota; Sordariomycetes; Sordariales; Chaetomiaceae
Exons: 5
Coding region: 1-2352 (783 amino acids)
Biological process (GO): DNA-templated transcription; regulation of DNA-templated transcription
Molecular function (GO): DNA-binding transcription factor activity, RNA polymerase II-specific; DNA binding; zinc ion binding
Source: RefSeq, a predicted model, not a curated record
AUGUCUCAUGACCAAAUGGAGGGCCAUGAUAACCUGGAGACCAAGUCUAUAUUAAGGUUUGGUCGGCUGAGCAUCGGGAUUACGCCCUCCAAUGAGCAGUACCAGAUCCAGAUCGGAAUUUACCCCGCUGAUGCCCCUGGGCCCUGUCACUCCCGUAUCCCGGGCUGUCGGCACGCGCAUUUCGCGCCCGUGUCUCUGCUGCUGCAGAUUCAGCUCUCCAAUCAAGACCAAGACCAGCUGAGCGCAAGGCGAGCGAAAUCACAGUCAUGCGACAGAGACAGCAAACAGACACAGCCGUUCCCAUUGCCCCUCGGCCACUUCUUCCAGCCAUACGCCAAUGUCCUCCGACGCAAUAUCCUCCAAUACAAGCAUAUCACCCGACUUAUCAAUAUUCGACCUCACCUCAAGUUACAUCGCCUGUCUCCUCGACGUCUAAAUCGCCUAGCCCGCAGACAGCUUCCUCUGCGAAGACCACAGCCGUUUCCCGGCGAAAAUCAUACACCACUGCGGCCUUGCAACGGCGCCCGCCCGGCCUGCAACUCUUGCGUCUCGAGCGGAGUCAGCUGUCUCUAUAACACCAGCAACAGCAAUGAGACCCAUGGCCAGGCUCUCAAAAGAAAGCUCUUUGAGCUGGGUAGCCGCGAGGCAACCUUUAAGCAGAUCUUUGAUCACCUUCGCGAUCGGCCCGAGCCUGAGGUGCUCGAAAUUGUAAAGCGCAUCAGGUCUGGUACCGACCCGGACACUAUUCUGCGCUAUAUCAAAGAGGGUGAUCUUCUUUUGCAGUUGGCUGUUACCCCCGAAACGCGGUUUCGCUAUCACGAUCCAUUCCUCAGGACAUUGCCGCGGUAUCUCGUACGGGGUGACAACCCAUACCUUCGCAGGAUUAAGAUGCACGAGUUCGAGUUGCCAACCGGACUUCUGCCCUCGCCACAAAUGUCUGAAUCUUCCCUCUCCUCUCCAGCUUCAGCAAUUGCAUUGGAAAGUCCGUACACCCAACCAUAUCAUGCUGCCGAGCUUAUCGAGCCCUUCUUAAGUUCAGCUAAGCCUUCCGAAUGGACUACGGUAUGCGCAGAUGAUGAGCUUAUGAGAAAACUUCUUGCUUUUUACUUUUUGAACGAGUAUCAAUGGUUUCCCGUGUUUCAGAAGGACUACUUUCUCCAGGACAUGGCCACUGGGCGGCAAGGCUGUUGUUCUUCGCUGCUCGUCAACUGCGUUUUGGCAAUUGCAACUGCAGCUGAUCAAACACUCCAAAACCGGAACGAGAGUGCAUGGAAUCCCAAGACUCUUGGUUGGCAGUUCCUGGCCGAAGCGAAGCGACUUUGGGACAUUGAAGAAGCAAGUGGCAGAAUUCGGCUUACCACCAUCCAAGCUUCCGUCCUACUGAACCUCGUCCAUAUCAUGCACGCCGCAGAUGCCACUGGCACUCAGUUUACCCAGAAGGGUGUGGCGAUGGCACAAAGAGUUGGCUUGUUCAAUCCUGGAAACACCAAGCUAGAUACGAGGAUGGCGAGAGCGAAGGCUUUCACGGCAUGGGCUUUGUUUAAUUUCCAGGCGAUGUACGCAUACGUUUUGCAUGAGCGCCCUCAAGUGAAACAACCGCCCUCUAUCCCUUUGCCUGAUCCAAACAAGGAUCCAAGCUGUAUCAACUAUCAUAUUAUCGUGAAGGCUCUUUACGAGCCCUAUUGUGUCGAGGAGAUGACAACUCCGAUAUCCUCGCCAUCCCAUAAUAUCACCGGAAAUAUUGGGAUAGAGCAGUUGAAUCCCAGACAGAUUCGCGACGCCGCUCUCCGUCACUUUGAAACUCUUAUCCGCAUCUACUAUAUCCGCCAUGGAUUUAGCUUUUUCGACUCAUUCAUUGGUCAACCUCUUGUCCAUCUCGGUUUCAUUGUCCUUAACAGAUUAAAAGGGCUCCUCGAUAAGACUGCCAACACCACCUACGUUGAUCCAACCGAUAUUCAAGAGCUCCAGUCUACUUUACUUUUGGCCGCUAAGGGGCUGAACGACCAGGGCCAGAAUAUGAUACUAGGUCUGAUAACUUUGCAUGUCCUAACCCAUUUGAUGGACAACGACACGAAAACCAAACUUGGGCAAGUCAUAGGAGAGGUUAAAUAUGUCCCCGGUUGUGCGUGUCAACAUUGUCGUAAGGCACACGAUGAUCCUACAGCGCACAGAUUAAGAUCGGCCGUUCCGCAGAGCAGGUUGAUUAUGAGAGCUGAGAGCUUCGUGGACGACAGAGAUGCGCAAACGCUGGGCGGUCUGGUGACUCAAAUGAAGCAUAUGGACCUGAAGGAUAGCAAGGUUGAGCCGGAUGAAGAGGAGGAUGGAGAGCUUCUACAAGUGAGGAAUGACUAG